CUUCCCUCCUUCCUUCCUUCCAUUCAUUCAUUCAUUCAUUCAAAUAUGCCAAAAUCCGCACACCAAACCAGAACCUCUUCUCUCAAAUUCCCACUCCCACUUCUUAUAUAUCCUCUCCCAACCCCAUCUGGGUCUUCCCAAAAUCCUACCUUUUCUUCUUUUAAACUUCCCCCCUCAUGGCCGCUUAUUCUUCUUGGUUGGAUUCUGUUGACACUUCUCUAGAUCUCAACCUUCAACCGCUCAGAUUCUCCGGCGACGCUCCGAAGGAGAGGAAUUACAUGGAGGUUGAGAGGAAGGUUUCUGUGAAAGAAGAGACUGGAGCUUUAAUGGAGGAAUUGAAGAGGGUGAAUGCAGAGAACAAGAAAUUGACUGAAAUGUUGUCUGUUGUGUGUGAAAAUUACAACACUUUGAGAGGGCAUUUGAUGGAACAGAUGAACAAAAGUGGAGAAAAGGAGAUUUGUUGUUCUUCAAAGAAGAGGAAAUCUGAGAGUUCUGAGAGUAGCUCAACUGAUGAAGACUCUUUCAAGGAACCAAAACAGGAAACCAUUAACAAAUCUGCUAAAAUCACGACAGUUCAAGUCAAAAUUGGAGCUUCUGAUUCAAAUCUGGUCGUUAAAGAUGGAUAUCAAUGGAGGAAAUAUGGCCAAAAGGUCACUAGAGAUAAUCCUUGUCCUAGAGCUUAUUUCAAAUGCUCUUUUGCCCCAACCUGCCCUGUCAAGAAGAAGGUUCAAAGAAGUGUAGAAGAUCAAUCAGUUCUGGUGGCCACAUAUGAAGGCGAACAUAACCAUCCACAAGCAUCUCAGAUCGACCCCACUUCCGCCCGUUCUGUCAGCAUAGCUCCGGCGCCGCUCACGGCAGCUCCGAGAUCCUUGUCUGCGCCGCCCAAACCGACGACAGAAGCUAAAACGAUUUCCAACCCAAGAUUUGAGUCGCCGGAAGUGCAAAAGUUUCUCGUCGAACAGAUGGCUUCUUCGUUGACAAAAGAUCCCAAUUUUACGGCGGCGCUAGCGGCGGCGAUAUCGGGAAAGAUUUUCCAACAUUAAUUAAUCUGGAUUGGAGUAUUGGGGUUUAAGAAUGGGGCGAAUUCUCCAUGAGAUUAAUCUGUAAAUACACACAGAAGAAGAGAAGAUUUGACCGAUUUUUGGAGAUGGGAAGAUAGUACUGAGAUUUUUGAAAAAGAAAGAAACACAAAAAAUUCUCCCACCAAAUUCUUGUUUCAAUUUGUAAUGCCCAAAUUCUUCAAUCAAUUCAAUGAAUUUGAAUAUGUAUUCUCUGUGAUCCAA
Molecule: messenger RNA, 1283 nt
Organism: Cucurbita moschata (crookneck pumpkin)
Lineage: Eukaryota; Viridiplantae; Streptophyta; Magnoliopsida; Cucurbitales; Cucurbitaceae
Product: probable WRKY transcription factor 40
Exons: 5
Coding region: 177-1043 (288 amino acids)
Biological process (GO): regulation of DNA-templated transcription
Molecular function (GO): sequence-specific DNA binding; DNA-binding transcription factor activity
Source: RefSeq, a predicted model, not a curated record